This is a messenger RNA of Harmonia axyridis, 909 nucleotides long. It is a transcript of the gene Rab21, whose product is annotated as ras-related protein Rab-21. The coding region runs from base 197 to 847 and encodes 216 amino acids. Gene Ontology annotation, molecular function: GTPase activity; GTP binding. Gene Ontology annotation, biological process: Rab protein signal transduction. The transcript is spliced from 3 exons. Lineage: Eukaryota; Metazoa; Arthropoda; Insecta; Coleoptera; Coccinellidae. The record is from RefSeq and is a predicted model, not a curated record.
GACAUUUCAUUAAUCAUGAAUCUUAAAUGUCAUACCAUACAUCCCAAGAAAAAUAAUUUUUAAAUUAUAAAAUUUAUAUACACUCAUUAUCCAGUGUAAUAUGAACUAAUUUGAGUAUAUUCUCAACUUUUGUUUGAGAUCAGUGAACAAUUUGUAAUGAUCAAUCUAAUUAUCGCAAACAGAAUCUAAUAAGAAAAUGAAUAAUUCAACUAAUUCAGUUAGUUAUUUAAAUUUCAAAGUUGUCCUUUUAGGAGAAGGAUGCGUUGGAAAAACUAGCUUAGUUCUUAGAUAUGUUGAAGAUAAAUUCAAUAAUAAUCAUAUAAGUACAAUUCAAGCAUCAUUUCUCAACAAGAAACUGAAUAUUGAUGGAAAGAGAGUAAAUUUAGCAAUAUGGGAUACAGCUGGUCAAGAGAAAUUUCAUGCACUUGGUCCCAUAUAUUAUCGUUCAUCAAAUGGAGCCGUUUUAGUUUACGAUAUUACAGAUGAAGAUUCUUUCCAGAAAGUGAAAUGUUGGGUCAAGGAACUGAGGAAAAUGUUGGGCACCGAUAUUUGUCUGAUCAUAGUAGGAAAUAAGACUGAUUUAGAAAAAGAUAGACAUGUUAAUUUUGAAGAAGCGAAAACGUAUGCUGCUAAUGUUGGGGCUGAGUAUUUCGAAACAUCUGCCAAACUUAAUCAGGGAGUAGAAGAUAUGUUUUUUACAUUGACUGAAAAAAUGAUGGAAGCUCAUCAGCAAAAAAUGUCUAAGACAACAUCCCUCAACAGACAAAAUUCUCAGAGAAAUAAUAUAUUAGUGGUAGAAGAUGAUCAAGUAGAGCAAACUCAGAAAAAUUGCUGUGGGAGUUCCUAAGCCUGAUGCAAUAUUUAUUAUAUUACCAUCAUUAUGAAAUAUAUUUGGAAAUUUUAAGAUAA